AUGUCAGAAUUAUUGUCAAAAUUGGAAAAACUGCCGGAUAUUUCAAGACCAAGAUGGAAUCAAAAUGAAUUUCAAGGAAGAAUGUAUCAUUUUUUCACAACUGCCAAUUGGUUGAAUUUGUUUGUUUCGAAUUCGGAAUUAGAGAAAGCCAGACAAACUGUGAUUGAUUAUAAGUGAGUACGGAAUCGGAAGUUUGGGAUCGGGGAAAAUGUUAGAAAGGAAACUACGGCAUUCUUUUAACGCCGGUGCGUCAAAAAAAAUCGAGCCAGCCUUCUUUCAACUUUUUCAAACCAAUGUAAAUAUACGUAUUUUAGACAAGGAAAAUUUGAUCCAAAAUUGACAGUCGAUGAAUUGUGGAAAGCGAAAUCUCUCUACGAUUCAGCUUUUCAUCCAGAUACUGGCGAAAAAAUGUUCAUUCUCGGCCGAAUGUCAGCUCAAGUUCCAUGCAAUAUGUUAAUUACCGGUGGAAUGCUAACAUUUUAUCAGAAAUUUCAUCAUGUUGUAUUUUUCCACUGGAUAAAUCAAUCAUUCAAUGCAAUUGUUAAUUAUACAAAUCGAUCAGGAACUCAUAAAUCAGAUGAUCAAACACUUAUAUUAUCAUAUUGUGCAGCUACAACUGGUGCUUUGAGUUGUGCACUUUCAUUUAAUUAUCUUCUCAAAAAAUGGAAAAAUGCUCCUCCAAUUUUAGCAAGAUUUGUACCUUUUGCAGCAAUCGCUUUUGCAAAUGCUAUUAAUAUUCCAAUGAUGAGAAAUAAGUUAGUUUUUAUUAAUGAAUUAUUUAUUUUUUUUAAUGUUUCAGAGAAUUCACAAAAGGUAUUCCUGUUGAAGAUAAAAAUGGUCACACUUUGGGAUUCUCCACGGAAGCACCGAAAUAUGCAAUUCCCCAAGUUGUCCUAAGUCGAGUUGGAAUGGGAACCCCAAAUAUGAUUCUUGGCCCAAUUUUAUUCGAAUAUUUAACCCGUGCAAAGUGGUAUACACCAAGAAUGGCUGCACCACUUCAAAUUCUAAUUUGUGGAUUUAUGCUUUCAUUUUCGACUCCAAUUUGUUGUGCAUUAUUCCCACAAAAAAGCAGUAUUAAUGUGGAUAAAUUGGAAUUAUCACUUCAAGAACAAAUUAAUAAACUUCCAAAUCCACCAAAAAAAGUGUAUUAUAACAAAGGAUUAUAA
This is a messenger RNA of Caenorhabditis angaria, 1166 nucleotides long. NCBI's taxonomy places the organism in Eukaryota, Metazoa, Nematoda, Chromadorea, Rhabditida, Rhabditidae. The record is from the annotation of a GenBank genome assembly.